AUGCCUGUCGAGUACAAGUAUUUGUCAGAGGAGCAGCGCGCCUUCUUCCUCAAGCACGGAUGGAUCAAGAUCCCCCAGGCGAUGAACCCCGAGUUGCGGAAACUCUGGCUGGACGACGUCUGGGUCCGCCUGGGGUAUGACGAGCACGACCCAUCUACCUGGACGGAAGAGUACGUCAAGCUCCCCCGGCAUAGGGAGGUGAGGGCCGAAGAGUUUGCUCCUGAUGCAUGGAGGGCCGCCUGCGAGCUCGUAGGAAGCGAGGACAGGGUGAUGGAGAACCGCGAAAGGUAUAAUGGUGAUAACUUCAUCCUCAAUUUUGGGAGCGACCACUGGAAGACGCAUGAGGUUCCCCCACAGGAGGUUACCGGCUGGCACACGGACAACGACUGGUAUCGCCAGUUCCUGGACUCAGCGGGCAGCGCCCUCGUCAUGAUCCACUGCUUCACCGACAUCCUCCCCGGGGGUGGCGGGACUCUGCUCUGCGAAGACGGCACUACCGAGCUAGUCAAGACGUUGUACGACCACCCCCAGGGCUUGGAAGUCCCGUUCGCCCAGCGUUGGACGCACGUCAGAAACUGCAAGGUGUUUACCGAAGUCACAGCCAAGGCGGGCGAUACGUUUAUCUGCCAUUGUUAUACCCUGCAUACAGCGAGCAAGAACCACCACAGGAACUUGAGGGCCAUCACCAACCCCCAUGUGAACCUCAAAGAGCCGUUCAACUUGAAUCGCGCGGAUCCGUCUGAUUACUCUCUCGUAGAGCAGCUCAUCCUCGACCGGCUCGGCCGUACCUCCCUGCCCGAAUGGCACAUCACGGCCCCCAGGCGCACCUUCUACCCGCGGAACUACACCGUCCGCGCCUCCCGCGUUCCCGAAGAGCUCGAGCGGAUGAUCGCCGCCGCGCGUGCCAAAGGUCUUGGCCCGGAGAGCGUGGACAGCAUAUACCUCAAGGGGGAGGAAGCGAUCAGGGAACAUGAGCGGAGGAACGGGUUUGACUUACCGGAUGGGCCGAACGCUUAUGCGAAGGGGACCAUGAUGUACAGUGAUGAUAUUGUUGUUAAGCGGGCUGUUGAUGAGAAUGCGGAUCUCUCGAUGAUCGAGCCCGUCAAGCUUGGGGAGGUGAAGGCCUAA
This is a messenger RNA of Dacryopinax primogenitus, 1128 nucleotides long. RefSeq lists its product as uncharacterized. The coding region runs from base 1 to 1128 and encodes 375 amino acids. The transcript is spliced from 3 exons. The record is from RefSeq and is a predicted model, not a curated record. Lineage: Eukaryota; Fungi; Basidiomycota; Dacrymycetes; Dacrymycetales; Dacrymycetaceae.